AAUGCACUGCCCCUUCAGUGUGCUGAGUGUCGUCGUUGUGAGAGGGUGUGGGUCUGUGCUGGGGCGGUGGUGUAUUGUGCUAUUGUCACUAAUAGUCCUGCCGCUAUUGUGAAUGCUCCUGCCGUCAUUGGCUUCGCUCACUGCACCCAUUUCUACCCGUUGACGCGUAUCUGUGCGUGAGUGGUGUCCCAGUUUAGCUGCUGGCUUCGGCAGCUUGCGUCUGUGGUCGCCGUGCCGCCACAGCCACCAUUGGCGACGGAGUGCAGCCGCUCGUUGCCUGUCCGUGUUCUCUCAAUGUCCGUUUCACGGCUGUCUAGGCCAAGUGCAGCAGGAGAGCACCACAGCCGAUUAUCCUCAUUGCCUUUAUCACUUUUGCGCUUGUUGGUGGGAAUCCUUCACUGCCAUUGUGUUGUCGACCGCUUCCGUUUAAGGUCAAACGCAACGUCGACGGAUGCCUGUGUUAGCUUCUCUCUAUAAGAGUGAAAAAGCGAUCGUUCCUUAGGACGCCGUAUUUCUUGGACUCACUUGCGCGAAGAGAGGCGUUUGCAUUUCUGGAGCACAAAAGCAUAGAGAAGAUUACCGAGUUGGAUUUCAAGAAUCUGUUGCUGUACUUUGCUCAUUCUCCCUCGCUCUCUCUCUCUCGUCUUCCUCUCUCCUUGCUCGCUCGCUCCCUCCCUCCCUCUCUCGCUUGCAAGCCCUUUGUAGAAAAUCGCAGGAAGGAGUGUCUGUGUUUAUUCCAGUGGAUGUAUUUCUCCGUGUGGCUGUGUCCAUGUGCAAGAAGAAUCGGCGGGAAUAUCUUUCCGUAUUUAUAUGUUGUGUGCUUGCAAAAUUUCGUUGCCUGCCUCACCGACUGAACGGAUGUAUGGAGUCUCUGAUCAUGUGACAAAAGUGAUCAAUACUACAGCACAAUAGCCCCCUGUACCACACUGGAUUAGCUGCUAUUGCCGUGUCUUUAAAUGCCCCUAAAGGGAGACAGCUUUCACGCUCUUUUGUGUUCUUAGCGCCACGAGUGAAGGGAUAUUCGACAAGUUAAUCAUAAUCGAGUAAAAACAUAUAAUCAGCGACACAUUCACUCCCUCUCGUAGCAGUAGCAGCAGCGAGCGCGAUCGCUACUGGCGCGUGGUAAAGUCGAUCAAAUGGGAUUUUUCUACUGUCACAUGAAGUUCUGCAUGUAUGUGAUAGCUUGCUGUACUGGAGCCCACGUGAGUACGUGAGCUACUCUCUUUGAGCCAUCAAGAGUGCCCGCGUGUGUGGCUGCGUGUCUGACACGCUCACUAAGUUGAACACGCGCAAAUAUUGUCGGAGGACAAACGAACUACGCGGAGGAAGGCAGAAGAAAAUCGCAGAAGCUCAAAGCGAACAACAAAUAACUCAACAAACUGAAAGUAGCCGUACAUUUGCGAACUCACACACGCGCGCGCGAAAGACCGUUAUGCAAUGCAAGAUAAACUCCUCACCUAUCACCUCGAUAUAUUCGAGUGUACGAACUUUCGAAUCGACCUCCACCCUAUUUUACGCUUGCUGUCGGUUUGAGACUGCGUAACGAACCUUAUUUUUUUUUCGUCAAUAAUAGUUGGUCGAAAGCAUCGCUAUUCGACAACAAUCGUUGCCGCUGGCGCUGGAGACCGUUUCCCAAAUCGCGCUCGACCUGCAUACAACGACACUGUAGCCAUUGAGCGUACUCUCGGCCGGGAAGGGCUAUUUGUUUGAGUUAGGCGAUUCAUUAUAAUUGUACCGUUACAACUACUACGAGUAGCUCAAAACAGUCUUUGAUCUCCACAUCAACUGCACCUGCUGUCCUCGUAGACACUAACGAACGAACGUCGAAUGCGGACGACCCAUAUGGAUAGUUGGACCUCAGCGGCUUUAACUGAGAGCUAGUUUAAUGAAGCAGCUAGUCACUUCGUUGGAUUUAUACAAUCUCUGCCCUCGAAAGUUGUUAUUGUUACUGCCUAUCGACCAGCGGCUUGUUGCUAACAUCGGCAGCAGCCUAGAAAACUGUGCCACAGUUGCAGUAACGCGCAGGACAGGUCAGUCUGUAAUGGUCCUGCUGUUACUGUUACAGUCGUCCUACACGGCUCCCUCAAAGGGCUGAACAAAAUCGAAGUCGCCUACCGUUGCCAGAUAGAUUCGUCUCAGCUACCAGGCUGGUUUCGCUGCCAUUACGACAACUAUUUAGGAUUAAUCGGUGCUAUCAGCCAGGCACCGUUGCAGCUUUAGCCAAGAACUAACCAGGGUUGUUGUGACUAUGAUCCGUUGAACGUAUCGUUCAGUAGCAGAGGAAACGCUUUUCGGCCGUCCGUCAUUGUUCUUCGACCUCCAUCGAAUUACACCGCAUUCAGUGAGGCUAGCACCGCCUCGUAUUUGUUACACCCGCGUUUCCACCGCUGGGAGGGAGGACACCGAAAAGGAAACAGGAAUUCAACCAGACGUUAAUUGCCAUUCUUGGCAAAAGGGUAUAUCCCACAGUUACCGUUUUGACAAGCUCGACAUUCUAUAGAUUCGCCCAUUUGUAGAUAGUGGGAGCCGCUUACUUGAACAGCUGCAAGAUCGUCUUUGUUUACUGAUGACGCUGUCGUCAUUGUUGUUGUCGCUGCUGUCAUCUGCUCGCUCGGAAAUAGAGUCAAUUACUUGCAAAGAAACAAGCUCAAGACGAAAAAGUGCGUCUUCAUGCUGUUUGCCGAUUUCAUUCGAGUUUCUGUAUACACCUUUAAUCGUGCCUAGUGGGACAUUAGUGAUAGUUCGUUACAGGGGACAAAUACUCUGUCGAAGCGUUGUCACUCGUAGGCUUGUCUAGGAGCUGACAGCGGUAGCACAUUGCUGUGGGAUCAAUGCAGUUCUUGAUUACACUGCCAAGGCUUCAAUAUAGUGUAUGAUUGUGUGCGAGCUGUCAGCCGAUUUAGAUAGGGUGAUAGCGGAAAAGCGGAGAAAGGGAAAUCACGUUAAAUUGAAAAGAAAAAAAAGGUGUGUUAUUUGUGCCCUGUGCUUGUGUCACGAGUUUGUGGUGGUGGUGGUGUUGUUGUUGUUGUCGUCGUCGUCACAAAAAUAAAUAUUUGCCACGUGUACAACGCCUAGAGGAUAUGUGCAAAUCCUUCGUCGAUCAUGCAGCGGACCCUCAGACUUCCGGUUCCGGCUUUUUCUGACAUAACAGUGAAGGGUGGGUGCUCGGACGACCGCAACAUGCCGUUGUUGUAAUGACAUCCAACUGUACAUAGUGAAACUUGCUCUCACUGCCACCUAUGAGACACUGCCGUAAACACUGCCUUAGGAAAAACCAUAGAAGUCGACGACAAAAACAAACGAUCUCAACAAUCAACGAAAAUUAAUCAAUCGAAAGUCUCAUUCGGAGCGUGUGUAUGCCUGAGUGUCCCUGUGCGCCUGUGCUGCAGGUUUCGUCCAGGCCCCAAAUAACGUAAGGAUAAACAAAACUGUAUCAGCAAUAACAAUAGCGCUGACGGAAUAGAUCAGAAGCAGAGAAGCGUUACUAUGUCCUCCAUUGAAACUCAGGCUGCGAAGCAGCUGUCGCAACAGGACGAUGCCAUCUAUAAGCUCAUGCCGUCGCCAGCAGUCCGGGGGGGUCCAUUCCGCAUUCCCCGUCCGCUCAGUGUCGACCUAUCCCCCUCGAGCAAGGUGGCCGCCUCGCCUCUUCCCAUGGGGCCGCCACCUCCAAACGCCUGUGACCUGCAGCAGGUGCCCCAGCUGUUACCUCGUUCAACGCCUGAAGUCGUAACGCCCACGGCCACACCAGUGAUGGCACCGCCGAUGGGUCCCCCACCAGUGUUUACACUUCAAUCGUCUGUUCUGAGUAAAUAUAACGUACGUGAAGAGGGUGAUCCAAUAAAGCGCCUCAUCCGUGAGGGGGUCGAAUUUAAAGAUGACCGUAAGCAGCUUAAGCUGCUGUUGCGCAAGAGAAAGAGUGGCAACUUCGAGAGCAUGUCACGGGAUUCACUUAGCAGUUCGGCUGAGGAGGACAGCGCGGACGAUGAAGACACCAAGGAUGAGGCCUUGUACGACGACGCUCGAUUGAUCCAUCCUGCUAAUGAGCCUAAUGUCAACGUGGCCAUGGAUAAGCUCAACGCACGUUUCCACAAAAAUAUGACCUCUGAGCAGGUAGAGCAACAGUGUGCGCGAGAAGAUAUCGGCUCAAUCGUGCCAACCAUGACAUUGCUAGACGGUUACUGUGGACCUCACUUCCCGGCGAGGGACGGACCGCGUCUGACCAGAGAACAACUUCUGCCCGCCACCCCCUGCGUAUCAAUACAAACGCCUGACCAGGCGUUGGGACCGAAACUCAAGAAAUUCUGUACGUCGUAUCCCAUCACCGUAGUACGCAACAUCUGCCAAGUUCUCGAGAUUGAUCUGGGUUUGUUCUCGACCAAAAUGUUGGCGCAAUCCAAUCCCGAGCAUCCUAUCGAAGUUCGGACACAGUUUCAGCAGAGUUGCGAAGAAAAUUGGGAUGCGGACAAGGCGCGACAGGUUUGGCGGUGUGAGUCGCACCGAAGUCAUACAACGGUGUCGCGAUAUGCCCAAUAUCAGGCGGGCACGUUCGUUGAAAGCUUGAAAGGCGAGCUCAAAGAGCAUGAGGAUCUUAAGAUUACGGCAUCAAGCCCAAACAGCGGUGCUACACCUGAACAUCUGUCAGACUCCGAUUCAAAUUCUGGUUUCGGACCUUCCGGAGCUCCAAAACAAAAGCGGCAAAAGAGGACGUCCAGCUUUAAAACUAUCAAGUUUGGAACUAAUCUUGAUCUCUCCGAUAGAAAGAAGUGGGCAGCUCAACUCAAAGAACUGGAGAAGCUACCUGCGUUCACCCGAGUUGUAGAUGAAGCCAAUAUGCUGUCGCACGUCGGCCAUACAAUUCUCGGAAUGAAUACGGUACAGCUAUACAUGAAAGUACCCGGUUCACGUACUCCAGGCCACCAAGAAAAUAAUAACUUCUGUUCAGUAAAUAUCAACAUUGGACCUGGCGACUGUGAGUGGUUCGGCGUUGACGAUGCGUAUUGGGGUGAUAUCCAUGCUCUAUGUGAGAAGAAUGGAACCAGCUACCUUUUUGGCUCGUGGUGGCCUCUCCAAGACGACCUGAUAGCAGCCAAUAUUCCGGUGUACAGAUUCACUCAAAAACCCGGCGAUAUGGUAUUCGUCAACGCCGGCUGCGUGCACUGGGUCCAGGCUUCUGGUUGGUGCAACAAUAUCGCCUGGAACAUCGGCCCCUUCAACUACGACCAGUUCCGUUUGGGUGUCGAACGUUACGAAUGGAAUAAAAUGCAGGGCUUUAAGUCAAUUGUACCAAUGCUUCACCUCGCCUGGAAUCUUGCCCGCAAUGUACAGUUUGUAAACUUGAAACAGGCAGAUAAAGCUGAGCUGAAUAAGUUGACUGAUGGAAACGAAAGUCUCAUGAACAAGGUCCUUCAGCUGCAGGAUUUGGGCGACAAGGCUACCGAGAACGAUCGUCAAAGGCGUAUUCGUAAUGUUCAGCCCGUAGAUGAGCGAAUGUUUGAUAUAAUGAGAACGUGCCUAAUGCGUAGCUUGCGAAGCGUUGAACGUCAGAGAAGAUUUGUUCGCAGGUUGGGGAAGGACAUCAUCUUUCAUGGACGAAAUGAUGAUGAAGUUACCUAUUACUGCAACACUUGCGACGUGGAAGUGUUCAAUGUGCUAUUUGUCAAGGAGAUCGAUAAAAAGCAUAUGGUACAUUGUAUUGAGUGUGCACUGAAGCUGAAUAAAACCCUUAAGAACGUCGUUGUGCUGGAGGAAUUCACUCAUGAAGAGCUGCAGCAGGUCUACGAUAAGUUUGUACUUAAAAAGAUCUCAGAUCUCCCAGAGGCGUAACACAUCACACGGAUCUGAUUUAUAUAUCAUUCAUAGUACUAUUUAGUAGUUGGAUCAGAAGCGAAGUACCGAAACGAUUGUUAAGCAAGAGGAAGAAGACUGGACGGUCCGCAGCUGUGUGUUUGUGUAUGUCUGUGUGCGUGUGCGCGUGCGCGUCUAAUUACGUGGUUAAAGGGCAUAGCAGUUAGCCUGAAACGAGUCAAGAGCUGUGCGCUGGGUGGAAUUUUUGGGAUGGCUUUUUACAUUAUGAUCAAUAUGAUCGGUGCCCUAAUCCGCUUUUGAACCAAAACAAGCAGAAAAUAAAGUUUCGGACCACUUUUACAUCACCACUGGAAAAUCAAGCUCCCAGAUGAAGGUGCUCGCUGAAGGUCGCAAAUUUGGAAAGAAGUCUUUAACCGCAACCAUUGGGGGAAAUUGUGACAAUAUUGCUGGACUUUGAUAUAUAUAUAUAUAUAUAUAUAUAUAUAUAUAUAAUGUAUUUAUUACUUACCUUUACUAUUCAUAUUGCAAUUAUGUAGGGAUCAUCUCGAUAACAAUAAUGAUACUUCUCAUUAUCAUUUUCAUUAUCUAGCAGUAAUGAAUGCGUAACCUUCUAAUGAUAUCCAACUGAACAAACGCAGUGUAGACCAGCUCGCCAAAAACUACCAAAUCCGAUCGGAUAAAUGCAUUUCUACAAUAGUACUGCCUAUAGAUCGGUAGAUCAUGACCGAUAAACAAAUACCGUAUGGUCUACCGUAACAUUUUCUCAUUUUGGCGCCGAUGGGGUCACAUCACCCUCGUAUCGACCGUGGCAUUGUAGACAUCUAGAGAAACCAUGUUGGGAUAUCUAUAUUAAUGAAAAAGAGGAAAUUGAAGUAAAGAAAAAAAACGUAUUAUGACUAAGUGCUAAGGCCAUUUUGCCUAUCGUGGUUACACCAACAGGUCGGAAUAAGCGAAACCGCUGUAUAUAUCUAUGUAAGGGAGGCCCUUUACUUACAUAUGUUGCAUGACUAUGGCAGAAUCAUGGCACGGAAAGUGACAUUACUAUCCCAUGAUACAUAAAAUCUACAGAAACAUCUAAACUGGAGCGAAAAAAUGGCUGAAACUUAUUUCAAAGGUGCUCUACUAGAGUAAAAACUAUGGCCUCAUUAGCCAUAUCUAAAUUCCUACAAGUAGUAUUUAUAGAGGAUACGAAAGUACAGUAGCAAUAGAUGAAGAACAACAACUCAAUAACAUGACAACAAUAAUACAACAAUCAAAAAAAAAACAACUGCAGAUGGUGAAUCUCAGUGGCACGAACAAGUAGUCCGGCAAACCAGUAUUACGCGUAUGUUUUGAACAAACGAAAAAAAUUUGCAAUACGAAAGCAAAAACAUAAUUUUAUACUCAACGUUGCUCUCUGAUGACGCGAGGGUGUUAUCACGUUCGCUGUUUUUUUUUUUGUACACCUGUGAAAUAAUAGGUGGAGUCGUAAUACUGUGGUCUCCUGUUUCUUAGGCUGGGGUGUGGGACGGGGAAGCGUCCGAUCUUCAAUAUCCCACUACUACCUAAAACACAGACUGAAACGCUCUGUCGGUAAAUUGACGCCGGUCUAGGUUAAACUCGCGGAAGCUUGGAUGUUCCUUAAGCAAUCAGCUGCCGCAAAUUGUAUUGUGUAGUCUGUAUAAUAAGUCUGUUUUUUGUUAUCUGUUUGAUGGAAGUGCUGUCUCGACAAGAGCUAUCGAUUGCGAUCAGGAACAUUUUCAUCUUUCCGGUUAAAUGAUAUUCAGCCGAAGUCGUUCUUUUCAUAGACUAUGUUUGGAUCGUCAACUUCUAGCGACAUAUUUGACUUUUUUUUAUGGGUCUAGUAAACGCGCUAAGGGAACUGAAUUACUAUUCGUAAGAAUUCUAGGACAGGUCUAGCUUGAAACAUACGUGUCUCUUCUCCUGUACUAUUUAUUUGUGUGUUAUGCCACUGUGUCUUUCAGCCUUUUGUUGGUGUAGCUGUGCGUCUGGAUUUGGUACGCUUAUGUACAAUAUCAUAAGGUUUGUAGUUGGACUGUGAAUUGUGUGAGUACAGGGUUAUUAUAUGUAAUAGGGCGAGAGUUUAGGAAUCUUUAUUUUAUAUUUGUACAGUACAUAUAAAAGUCGAAAACGUACACACUAUGUAUCUGUGAAGUGACUUUUUUAAAACUGUUAAAAGAUCCUUAUUCCACUCAGUAUAUAUAUGUGUGUGUGUGUAAGAAAAUUGCGAUAAGCGCCAAAACCAAACACCGAGUCACGACGAUAAGCCCAAACUAGUUUACGGGACAUGCAACAUGUUUUCACUAAAUAGAUACAUAGCUGUACCCAGCCAGCGUCACACAAUAGGUGCUGCCGUGUCGCGGGAGAUGCAAGUUGAGCGUGACCACUUUCUGCCACAAAUUGUUCGAUCAACGGUGCGACGGCUACUGUCGACACUGUCUUUGCCUAAUCAACGGGUGUAAAUCACUCGAACAAUCCCAACAAUCAACACUGCCAUUUACUCAUUACUACUGCUAUAAUUACUAUUAGCUAAAUCUCAACAUAUAGAACUAUUUAUACAUAUAUAAUAUGAGAAUAGGACAUAUGUUAUGAUUGAAAAUAAUUGCAUGGAAAAGAGUAGCAACAAUGGUCAUCGAUAUUCCAUAUAUUAGCGAUGGUGUUGACGAUCAUGGUACCAAUACGUGCACGUUCACCAUACCGAUCAGUGGGUAUAGCGUGCGCGAAUCCUGUACGUUGAUAGAGUCAACUGAAAAGAUGAAAGGACCUGUAAAACUAUAAACGAAUUCUGUAGCUACCAGUGAAAAUUCUACUACUGAUAAUUACAAAGUGAACUGUAACUAAGUAAAGUUGUUGCGACCAAACGAUGCUUUGAUAGAAUAUAACGAUGAUGUAUUGAACACCAAUGUAAUAAUUAGUAGACAAAUAAUUAUGGCAAUCAGCAUACAAAAUACUGACAGUAGCUAUAGAAAAUUGUUUGCAAUCUGCUGCUUCUACUGCCGUCGCUGCUCAAGGAACAAUCUCCCAUUUGACAAACGCUCGUCUCGGGUCAUCUUGGUCUCCGCGUCAAACAGGAAGCUAAAACCAAACGUGUUUCUAGCACAAACAACGAUAAACGCUAUAGAGUUCAUUAAAUUUGAGCAAAUCGUCCUUGCGAGUAUACCUAUGCUUUUGCUCACGGUAGUGGAAAGUUUACACAGUGCACAAACAUUUAAUCAGCGAUACCUGAUUUGUUAAUGGCAAACUUGACAGCAACUCGACACAAGUAUUUGCGUGUUUGAUGAUAAUGUUUCGACGACAAUGAGUGGAAAGGUCAUACUAACGUGACUAUGCGUUUAUAAUUAACAAGGAAAAGCAACAGUCACCUCGAGACGAGCAAAAAGUGUACAGAUAGAAUCAUUAUUUUCAUCACCGACCAGAACAUAGCUUCAUACUUCAUCGUAGUAGAAGCAUAUACAUUACACCCUAGAAACGCAUCCAUUCUAUAAAUAUAAAAACAAAAGAUGUAUCUAUAUAGAAAUGGUAUAAGGGUAUUUCCACAACAAACCACUUCGCCAUUAAUAGCAGCCUGCUGCAAGGCCAGGUCGUAUCGGACGGUGAAUCUUGAGAUGCGCCUUGCGUUCUCCUGCGCGUGCUAGCAGCUUUUUGACAAUAUCACUACAUUAUAGACAGGGGUGGAAUCUAUGCAGGAAAGAAUCUGCAUAUGCGCUGUCCUCAAAGGGUCCAAUUAAGUUCGGACCCCUUUACCAACGAUAAAUGGACGGAGAUUUGGAAUUAUAGCUGGAACAAACGGUAAAUGAAGAAUCGACCAAUUACCAUGCUUACGCACUGCAGGUUAAUUUAAUCGCGUGUUGCUUGUGCUCCAUUUAUCGUCGCGGUGAUUGCUGACUUUGCGAGGUUGCGUGUGAAGAUGCUGAGCGGAAGUCUCAUGCUUUCCUACGAUUUUCUCCAUGGUUUUGUAUAGGCUGGUCCUACUUUUCUCUGCUAGAGAAGUUGUGUGUGUGUAUGUGUGGCUAUAUGUUAGCGGUUGUGUGCGGAAACAGCCGGCGCAAUCGAGAAUGUGAGCCGUUGAAAAAAACGAUUUAACGAAGUCAGAAUUAAUAGAUGGAUCAUCAUUAUGUAAAUGAUAUGUAUUUGAUGAGUGUACUUGCAAACACACGGCUAUUCCAUAUGGAAGGGAACCAGACUGAGGAAAUGAAUGAUGCUGAUUGAUGAUGUAUCGAUUGCUUGAUUAGUGAAUGAAUUAACUGAUCGAAUGGAACAGAGAUAAACGGCGAUUGAAACGUACGAGAGAUCAACUAUCAGCUGUGUUUUGUACAUAAUGAUAUACAUAAAGAUAAUAUUGGUAAUAUUAUUAAUAAUAAGUACAUAAAUAUAAAUAAACACAUUGGGCGUUUAUCGACAACGAUCACAUUCUGGUUCCUGGACGAAAACAACAUGGGUGGAACAGAAUAAUCAAGCGAUAUCUCGCUUCUUCAGGAUCGCCUUCACAUUUUUCCGUUCGUUCGGGCCAGGUUACGUUGCCGGAGUUUCUCUUCUGUAUAAAGUACUUGUAUAGUAUCAACUCUACCGACGGAAAAAUGUUUCAAUAAAUCAGUAUUCAUUUCACA
Molecule: messenger RNA, 10412 nt
Organism: Varroa destructor (honeybee mite)
Lineage: Eukaryota; Metazoa; Arthropoda; Arachnida; Mesostigmata; Varroidae
Product: histone demethylase UTY-like
Biological process (GO): regulation of gene expression
Cellular component (GO): MLL3/4 complex
Molecular function (GO): chromatin DNA binding; histone H3K27me2/H3K27me3 demethylase activity; RNA polymerase II cis-regulatory region sequence-specific DNA binding
Source: RefSeq, a predicted model, not a curated record